AUGGAAUCGUAUGAUCACAAGUUUGAAGUGCUUUCCAGAAGAAGUUCAUCUAUUUUGCCCCGACUACACGCCCCGCGAACAAAGAUGAACGAAUCGACCGACAUGGUCAAACAAGCGACGACGAAGAUCGAGCCGAAUGAUAGGCUCACUCCCACCUAUGAUACGUUCAAAAAAGAAGCUUGGCAAGGAGCCACGCAACUGAACGGUGGCCAGAUGAUUACCCUCUCACCUCCAGCUGGUGAUCCUGCUGGAACUCAACCAGAACCUACCCAGUCUUCUUCCAGUGCCGGCUCCGAUCUUGCAGCCGGUGAUGCAGAAGGGGUGUGGAGCGUGGAUAUCGACCAGGCAUUCCAAGAAGCCCUAGCAAUUUACCCGCCAUGUGGACGGCGGAAAAUUAUAAUCAGUGAUGAGGGAAAGAUGUAUGGCCGGAAUGAACUUAUCGCUCGAUAUAUCAAACUACGAUGUGGAAAGACGAGGACACGAAAGCAAGUCUCAUCGCAUAUUCAAGUGUUGGCACGAAAAAAACUGCGGGAUGAGCAAGCGAAGAAAAAGGCUGAAUGUCCUACACAAUCACCUGCACCAGCUGCUGCAGCUCCACCAAGGGUUCCACAAACGGCACAAUUCCCUACGCUGCCAAACCUGCCCCAGGCACCACAUCUCACCGAUGCGAAAGAACAUCUAGCUCAACAACUGUUGGGCAAAGCGUCAUUGCUUCCCGCCACGAUGUAUCAGACGUUAUGGUCUCAACCUUUCCCAUCUGCCCAUUUUCCGCCGGAUGUGAAGCCAUUUGCCAUGGCACCAGACUUCACAUUGCCGUUUGCUGCUGCGGCCGUAGUGCCACCCGCCACAUUGAAAAAGACGGACGGCAUCGCUUCCUCCAAGUUGCGGUUGACUGGAUUCCAAGCAUACUUGGAAUCGCCUCAUGGAUCCCGUGUAGAUAUAGUCAGCAUACCACGAGACGUCGUCGAAACCGAGACCCUCAAGCUUGACACAGUCGUUGAAAAAUACCCGAAGCUGCUGACCGAACUGUUUGAACGGGGUCCGUCCGACGCAUUCUUCUUGGCCAAAUGUUGGGCUAACGUAUCCUUCGAUUCUUCGGAUACAGAGAACAGUCUAUAUGCGGUGGAUUCAUACUACACCUCCCAACAAAAAUUUGACAUCAGUGUCUCUACAAAAGUGUGUUCAUUUGGCAAUCAGGUCGUCGAGAAAGUAGAGGUUUACUCACCGGAUGAAGAAAGCGGGCAUUACUCCUUCCGACUAGAGAAAUCUCCCAUUUGUGAGUACAUGGUGAAGUUCAUCUCAGAAUUGAAAAAACUGGAAUCAAGAGAUUACAUGAAUAAUGUGCUAGAGAACUUCACUGUUCUGCAGGUGGUAACGAACCAAGAUACUGGUGAGACGCUGAUGGUGAUCGGUUUCGUCUUUGAAGUGAAUGACUUGCCAGAGGCGAACUGCUCGAUCUUCCGACUAGUUGCGUAAACGAUCGAUUAUCGAUUUUUUCGGCCCUCCAGUCGGAUACUGUAUAUUUCCCGCCUAGAACUGUAAAUUAUCGAUUUUUCUGCACACACGCAUGUAUUCCUAGGGAUUCACACACGUACUCAAGCAAUGCCAAAUACGAUUCAGACCAACACUCAGAACCAUUCCAUUUGUCCUCUCGUCAAUCAAUAUCUACUCAUUUCAUAUGGUGGUGCAUAUGUGAUUGUUUGUAUUUAUUCGAAGAUCAGUUCAGCAAGGUGGGGCUAGUCACAUCUCAUUAUGUGCGCCCCUAUUCUCUGCCCAAGCUCAUCGCUGUUUAUCUCUACAUCUGCACAUUUGAUCUACCGGUUGUUCAUGCGCUCGAGCGCACGCGUGUGUGUCGACCGUAAUUGCGGCCACAUCAGAGCACCCAUUCUUCACUUUGUUCAAACGCACCGCAACAGGAAUUUGAUAUUCAGUUAUGAUUUAGUGUGGUCGAUUUGUUAUGUUCGUAGGUUUUUAAGAGAAUUCACAACGUUUCGGUCAUCUUGUCACAAUGUUUUGCGUCAUUUUACGAGUUCAUCUGUUGUCUGUAGUUUCUUUUCGUAGAUCGAAAACGUCAUGGUGUGAGGAUGAGAUUUGUGCAAAUACUUCUUAGUCGGUUACUGUGUUGUCUCUAUUUUUUAUGAACUUUUUUACUUGAUCUGUUGAGUGC
Messenger RNA from Cylicocyclus nassatus, 2167 nucleotides. NCBI's taxonomy places the organism in Eukaryota, Metazoa, Nematoda, Chromadorea, Rhabditida, Strongylidae. The record is from the annotation of a GenBank genome assembly.